UAGAAAAAAUGAGAUAUUUUAUGAUCGUUAAGAUCAUGAAUUGAAACAUUUAGUGAGUGAAUGGUUGGUUAAACCCCUCCCCCCUCUACCACCUCCCCAACCUGGCACGUGUGAUAAUUCUGGCAUUUAAAAGAGAUAAAUAAAAUGUCACAUUCGAGACUGGAAAUAUAUGAUCCUUAUGGUGACCUCGAAAAACCAUCGAGAUGCAUCAAAUUCUUACGUCUUCUUUGGAAGUUUAGCAGAUGUGUAUUCUCUCACGUAACGUUGGUAUCCUUGGUUGUGGCAUAUUGUGUCAUAGGUGCAUAUGCCUUUGAAUCCCUUGAGGCAGAUCACGAAAAACAGAUAAAGAAAAACGUGAAAUAUCUGAGAGGAAAUAUAACGGAAAAAUUAUGGAAAUUGACGAAAGAGGUUGAAGUAUUGGUAAGAGAAAAUUGGACGUUGGAUGCUUUAAGAGAAUUACAGGGAUUUGAAAGCAAUCUUUUUACUUUAUUAAGAAAAGAAGGUUGGGAUGGUAGCGAAGAGGAAAAUAACAUUCAAUGGACAUUUGCCGGUGCUUUGUUCUAUUCGAUUAUAGUCAUCACGACAAUUGGAUACGGUCAUAUAUCACCUAAAACUAAAAAUGGUAAAGUGGUUACGAUUUUUUACGCCGUUGUUGGAAUACCAUUGAUGCUUUUAUGUUUGUCUAAUAUCGGUGACGUUAUGGCAUCGAGUUUUAGAUUCCUGUAUUGGAAAGUAUGUUGUUACGUAUGUACAAAACCACCAAAAAAGAGACGAACACGAUCCAGUUUAGGAAGAUCCUAUUCGACAAGACAAGCAGGAAGAUACGACAUCAACAGCAGAGCAACGUCAUUCCGACGUUCGAUUAGGUUAAGUCAAAGAUCAAACGAUGGAACUUUAGGAAUUCCAGAAGAUUUUAGACGAACUUCUUACUCUGACACGGAUUGCAGGGAUAAUUCUAGACGUAUAAAUGGAAUGGACCAAAGAAGAAUCUAUUCUUAUCAUUUAUCUUCUCCUACAGCAUUAAGGUCAACGACCUCAUUUAGAAAUUCGGAUAUUCCUUUGUCAUCUUUAAAAUUACCCAAAGGUAAUCCUAAAUUAAGUACACAAUCACUCGAUCGAAGAUUAACAAGUGGAACCAUCGAAACCGAUCAGUCACCUGUUCUGUGCAACAAAUACGCUUUUGACGAUGUCGACGAUGAUUUAUUUUUAUGGCAACCUACGACACGAAAUAAUAAAUCUGAAUAUAUGAACAAAAUUGGUGAUAAUCGUACACAAGUAGAAGAUAAAUUGGAAGACAUUGAAAAACAAUCAACAAUGAUUACAAGAUCAUUACCACGAAGAUAUCAUUCAGUGGAAAGUGGUGUUGUAACUCAACAACAUAGAUCAACAUUGUCAACACCAUAUCAUUUAUCAUCGAGUCAUUUGUCACCACCAGGAUUCGAUCAAAACAGAAGAUUUUAUUCCGAAAGAAUAAGACGUUCACCUAGUAAUUAUUCUACUGCACGUUUCUAUAGAAGGGAAGCUUCUUUACCAAGAAUCAUGUCACCAAUGGGAUUUGCUAUGCACCGACGUGCUUGUACAGAUGACAUAGACGUUGAUUACGAGUGUUACAACAUUAACGAUGAACAAGAUAGACAACCGAUAAAACCAGUACCCAUUUGGCUUUGCGUAUUUCUAGUAGUCAGUUACAUAUUGGGUGGUGCUUGUCUAUUUAGCAAAUGGGAAAAAUGGACUUUUCUCGACAGUGCUUAUUUUUGUUUCAUCACACUCACGACCAUAGGAUUUGGUGACUUCGUACCAAAUAAAUUAGACGCCCACAAGGGAAUAGCUUUAUGUUCGUUGUAUCUGUUAUUUGGUAUUGCUUUAUUAGCAAUGAGUUUUAAUUUGGUACAAGAAGAGGUGAUAAAUAACGUUAAAAGUGUGGCAAAAAGUUUGGGUAUAUUAAAAGGUAGCGAUGACGAGUAUGAAGAUGACGAUGACGAUGACGAUUACAAAUACGAUGCGGAAUACGAAGAUAAUGAAGAUGAGAAUGAAUUUGAACGACGAUGUGACGAUAAUCAAAGGAAAAUUUAUCUCGAUGAUCGUAGAUAAUUAAUUAUUAUUAUUAUUUUAUUUCACAUUAUUGUUCAUUCAUCAAAAAACAUUUGAUAAGAAUAAUCUGCACUCUUGUGCAACUCUUCA
Polistes dominula (European paper wasp) is the source of this 2181-nucleotide messenger RNA. RefSeq names its product potassium two pore domain channel subfamily K member galene (gene galene). Gene Ontology annotation, cellular component: plasma membrane. The record is from RefSeq and is a predicted model, not a curated record. NCBI's taxonomy places the organism in Eukaryota, Metazoa, Arthropoda, Insecta, Hymenoptera, Vespidae. Gene Ontology annotation, molecular function: outward rectifier potassium channel activity; potassium ion leak channel activity. Gene Ontology annotation, biological process: potassium ion transmembrane transport; stabilization of membrane potential.